AUGUCGCCCCCAGUGUUCCAGGCUGUGGACAUCCAGGGACCAGUCGCCACCUUGCACAGGAGCUUUUCCUUCCGGCAGGUCAUCUGCUCAGAGUCAGCGGAAUGGUUUGCCUUCGAGGAUGUGGCCAUCAAAUUCUCUCAGGAGGAGUGGGAAUGCCUGGACCCUGCUCAGAGGGCCUUGUACAGGGACGUGAUGGUGGAGACCUACAGGAACCUGCUCUCCCUGGUGUGUGGCAAAACCUUUCUUCAGGGAUCACACCUCAGUAGACAUCAGAUCGUCCAUACCAGAGAGAAAUUACAUAAAUGUGAUAUUUGUGAAAAAGUCUUUAGUCGAAAUUCAAACCUUAUGGUUCAUCAGAGAAUUCAUACUGGAGAGAAACCUUACAAAUGUAAUGAAUGUGUAAAGGUGUUUAGUCGGAAAUCAAACCUUGCAGUUCAUGAGAGAAUUCACACUGGAGAGAAACCUUACAAAUGUAUUGAGUGUGGCAAGGUCUUUAAUCAAAAACAAAUCCUUGCAAGUCAUCAGAGAAUUCAUACUGGAGAGAAACCUUACAAAUGUAAUGAGUGUGGGAAAACGUUUAGUCAGGGCUCAAAACUCAGGCGUCAUCAGAUAAUCCAUACAGCAGAGAAAUUACAUAAAUGUCAUAUAUGUUGCAGGGCCUUUAGUAGAAAUUCAGACCUUGCAGUUCAUCAGAGAAUUCAUUCUGGCGAGGAACCUUACAAAUGUAAUGAGUGUGGCAAGAUCUUUAGUCGGAAAUCAAACCUUGCAGUUCAUAAGAUAAUUCAUACUGGAGAGAAACCUUACAACUGUAAUGAGUGCGGCAAGGUCUUUUGUCAAAAAGCCACCCUUGCAAAGCAUCAGAGAAUUCAUAAUGGAGAGAAACCUUUCAAAAAUAAUGAGUGUUGAAAAGUUUUUAGUCAAAAUUUGUACCUUAAGGUGCACCAAAAAAUUCAUACUGGAGAGAAACCUUACAAAUAUAAUGAGUGUGGCAAAUCCUUUAUUGUACUUUGA
Molecule: messenger RNA, 1011 nt
Organism: Eubalaena glacialis (North Atlantic right whale)
Lineage: Eukaryota; Metazoa; Chordata; Mammalia; Artiodactyla; Balaenidae
Product: zinc finger protein 83-like
Exons: 5
Biological process (GO): regulation of transcription by RNA polymerase II
Molecular function (GO): DNA-binding transcription factor activity, RNA polymerase II-specific; RNA polymerase II cis-regulatory region sequence-specific DNA binding
Source: RefSeq, a predicted model, not a curated record